ACAACACAUAAAAAGUCUAGUUGAUUAACGAUGGAAAAUGAGAUAUUGGAAGAAAAAUUUAUAGAUUGGAGAGGAAGAGAUACAAUCCCUGGAAAACAUGGUGGGAUUAGAGCUGCUUCUAUUGCUUAUGUUGUGGAGCUACUGGAGAUCAUGGUGUCCAUAGCUAUUGGAAACACCAUGGUGUUAUAUUUCAUGAAAUCAAUGCAUUACUCACCAGCCGAAGCAGCAAACAUGGUGACCAAUUUCAUUGGAACAUCUUAUUUGCUCACUCUCUUUGGUGGAUUCGUGGCUGACUCGUUCCUCACUCGCUCCACAACUUUCAUCAUCUUCUGUUCCAUUGAAAUAUUGGGUUUGCUUGUGUUGACAUUUCAAGCUCAUUACCCUAAUCUACAACCUGAGGGAAAUAAAACACCAUCAACUCUUCAAUCAACGGUUCUUUUCACGGGACUUUAUUUGUUCGCCUUUGGUACGGGCGGUACUAGGCCCUCGUUGCUUGCACACGGAGGUGAUCAGUUUGAUAGUAGACACCAAAGAGAGAUCUCGAAAUUCUUCAAUUGGUACUACUUCUUUGUCUGCUUUGGAUGGCUCAUGGCUAUAACCGUUAUGGCUUGGAUCAAAGAGCUUUUCAAUAUAUCAAUUGUGCUUCUAGCGAUUGCGCUAUGUAUUUUUGCACUAGGAUUACCUUUGUAUCGAUUGAAACGUCCUAGUGGAAGUCCCUUGACAAGGAUUGCAAAUGUCUUUAUUUCUGCCGCAAGGUAUCGCAAUGGUUCUGUUUUGGAUGUAGAGAUGAUGCAAAGUCUCACAUUUACUGACAACAAUAUUCAUCACCACAACAAGUUAAAGUGUUUAGAUAAAGCAUUGUUGAACAAAAACAUCUCCGCAACACAAGUUGAAGAAACAAGAACAUUUAUCGGUCUCCUACCAAUCUUUUUGAGCACGAUUGUUAUGAAUACUUGUGUGGCACAAUUACUGACCUUCACCGUACAACAAGGCAUGACCAUGAACAGAAAAAUCUCUUCUUCAAUCGAAAUCCCCGUACCUUCCCUCAACGUCAUCUCAAUCAUCUUCAUGCUCGCUUUCAUAUCCUUAUAUGAACUCUUCGGGAAAAGUAUCAACAGAACAUCAAGCUUCUCUUUAAAACGAAUUGGACUCGGCUUGACUCUCUCCUCUAUUUCAAUGGCGGUUGCAGCCAUUGUUGAGGCCAAGAGGAAACACGAGGCGGUUCAAAAUGACGUUAGAAUCUCUGUUUUCUGGCUAAUGUUUCAAUAUCUCAUGCUAAGUUUCUCGGAUAUAUUGACCUUGGGAGGGAUGCAAGAGUUUUUCUAUAGAGAAGCUCCAGCAACUCACUUCUUGUGGCGAUCACCAAUGCGGUCUCGGGCUGGCUUGGCCAUCAAUGGUUAGGUGGGGAAGAUCUGAAUAAAUCCAGACUUGAUCU
Arabidopsis arenosa is the source of this 1435-nucleotide messenger RNA. Lineage: Eukaryota; Viridiplantae; Streptophyta; Magnoliopsida; Brassicales; Brassicaceae. The record is from the annotation of a GenBank genome assembly.